Erinaceus europaeus (western European hedgehog) is the source of this 1881-nucleotide messenger RNA. RefSeq names its product hyaluronidase PH-20-like. Gene Ontology annotation, molecular function: hyalurononglucosaminidase activity. NCBI's taxonomy places the organism in Eukaryota, Metazoa, Chordata, Mammalia, Eulipotyphla, Erinaceidae. The record is from RefSeq and is a predicted model, not a curated record. The transcript has 4 exons. The coding region runs from base 1 to 1881 and encodes 626 amino acids. Gene Ontology annotation, cellular component: acrosomal vesicle. Gene Ontology annotation, biological process: carbohydrate metabolic process; fusion of sperm to egg plasma membrane involved in single fertilization; hyaluronan catabolic process.
AUGGGAAUACGAAGGUCCAAGCAUAUCAUCUUUAUGCACUUUGCUUGUGUCUGUGAUACAUUUAAGACAGUGUUAGUUUUUCUUCCAUUUGCAAUGUAUCUGACUCAGGAUCUCAGAGCACCUCCCAUUCUCCCAAAUAUACCUUACCUCUGGGUCUGGAAUGCCCCAACUGAAUAUUGUACUAAAAACCAUAAUGUGACAGUAGAUACGAGCUACUUCUCUUUGGUAGGAAGCCCCCAGAUACAUGUCAAAGGACAAAGUAUUAGAAUAUUUUAUUCUGAUAGACUUGGAAAUUAUCCUCAUAUAAGUAAAAACAAGAUUUGGCAUGGAGGAAUUCCCCAGAGUGGAGACAUACAAAAGCAUUUGGAAAAAGCUAAGACUGACAUUUACCUUUACCUUCCGGUAGAUGAUGUAGGUUUGGCUGUCAUUGACUGGCAAGAGUGGAGACCUCUCUGGUCAAGAAACUGGGAUAUUAAAAAUAUUUACAGACAGAUGUCUAUUCAGUUAGUUCAGAACCAAACUUCAGGUCUUAAUGCAAGAACCAUCAAUAAUACAGCCAAAAUGAAUUUUGAAACAGCAGGAAAGAAUUUCAUGGUAGAAACUAUAAAACUGGGGAAAAGGCUUAGGCCAAAACGCUAUUGGGGAUUUUAUCUUUUUCCUGAUUGCUACAACUAUCAUUAUACUAAACCCAAUUAUACUGGACAUUGCUUCGACAUAGAAAAAAAAAGAAAUGAUGAACUCAACUGGUUAUGGAGUGAAAGCACAGCCCUUUACCCAUCCAUUUAUUUGAGCUCCAAGAUAAAAUCUUCUCCACUAGCCACUCUUUUUGUCAGAAAUCGUAUUCAGGAAGCCAUUCGAGUUUCUAAAGUGCGUGAUGUUAAUGACCCAUUACCUGUUUUUAUAUAUUCCCGUCCAAUUUAUACUGACUCACCUGCGCAAUACCUUUCUCAGAUGGAUCUUGUGAGUACACUUGGUGAAAGUGUUGCUCUUGGUGCCUCUGGAAGUAUAUUGUGGGGAAGCCUCAAUUUUAGCCAAAGUAAGCAAUCUUGCAUGGACCUGGACAAUUAUAUGAAGACUACACUUAUACCAUACAUGAUCAAUGUUACCCUAGCAGCCAAAAUGUGUAGCCAAGUGCUUUGCUACAGUCAAGGACUAUGUGUAAGGAAAAACUGGGAUGCAGAUCAUUACCUUCACUUGAGCUCAGAUCGUUUUUACAUUGAAUAUGGGCACUGUGAACGAUACUCUGUAAGUGGGGAACCCAGAUUUGUAGAUCUGAAAUACUUCUAUGAAAAGUUCAGUUGUAGCUGUUUUGCUAAUGUCACUUGUCAUACAAGAAAAGAUAUCAAUGAUAUUGAUCAUAUUAACGUAUGUGUUGGUGACAAUGUUUGUAUAAGUUCCACUCAAAUAAAUAGAGCUAAAAAGAUUUCUAGACGGAAAGGGAGACUUUAUAAGAAUCUCAAGAAUGUUUUGUCUUCCAUGCCACCUGGCUUAAUAUCUCCAUGUGUUCCUGGAAAAGACGUCAGAACCCCCCAGGAAAAUGCCAGAGGACAAAGUAUUAGAAUAUUUUAUUCUGAUAAACUUGGCUAUUAUCCUUAUGUAAAUAGUAAAAACAAAGUUGAAAAUGGAAGAAUUCCACAGAGUGGAUACUUAGAAGAUCAUCUGAACAAAAUUGAAGAUGAUCUUGCCCUUUAUCUUCCAGUGGAAGAUGUGGGAUUGGUUGUCAUUGACUGGCAAGAAUGUAGACCUCUCUGGGCAAGAAACUGGGAUUCUAAAGAAAUUUACAGACAAAUGUCUAUUCAGUUGGUUCAGAAACAAACUCCAGGUCUUGAUGCAAGAACCAUCAAUAAUAAUACAGCCAAAAUGAAUUUUGAAACAGCAUGA